Messenger RNA from Syngnathus typhle (broad-nosed pipefish), 2056 nucleotides. RefSeq names its product protein phosphatase 3, regulatory subunit B, alpha a (gene ppp3r1a). The record is from RefSeq and is a predicted model, not a curated record. NCBI's taxonomy places the organism in Eukaryota, Metazoa, Chordata, Actinopteri, Syngnathiformes, Syngnathidae. The coding region runs from base 218 to 730 and encodes 170 amino acids. Gene Ontology annotation, molecular function: calcium-dependent protein serine/threonine phosphatase regulator activity; calcium ion binding. The transcript has 6 exons.
CUCCCCCUAGCGGCUCUCCCAAGCCGGUUUACCGCUGCAGUUGGAGCUUCGGCAAAGGAGGAGAGCGAGUCUGCAAAGAGAGCCCCCGAAGUUGCCUGUAAAACGCCGAGACGUGAUCGGCUCUUCCCCCGCUUAGUGGACAUACCGCGGCGGCGUUCGGAACGCUCCCUCCACGGUCUUCCUCACAUCCCCUGGGUCUCCUCAACCGAACAGCACCAUGGGAAAUGAAGCCAGCUACCCCUUGGAAAUGUGCACGCAUUUCGACCCGGACGAGAUCAAGCGUCUGGGGAAGCGCUUCAAGAAACUGGACCUUGACAACUCGGGCUCGCUCAGCGUGGAGGAGUUCAUGUCGCUGCCCGAGUUACAGCAGAACCCUCUCGUGCAGAGGGUCAUCGACAUAUUCGACACGGACGGCAACGGAGAAGUGGACUUUAAAGAGUUUAUCGAGGGAGUGUCACAGUUCAGUGUCAAAGGCGACAAGGAGCAAAAACUUAGAUUCGCAUUCCGGAUCUACGACAUGGACAAGGAUGGCUACAUCUCCAAUGGAGAACUUUUCCAGGUACUAAAGAUGAUGGUGGGGAACAACCUAAAAGACACGCAGCUCCAGCAGAUUGUGGACAAAACCAUCAUCAAUGCUGACAAAGACGGCGACGGCAGAAUAUCAUUCGAGGAGUUCUGCGCGGUGGUGGGCGGUCUGGACAUACACAAAAAGAUGGUGGUGGAUGUGUGAGCGCACCACCACCUCCCUUCUCGACCUCUCUCCAGCUCGUGCAAGUUUCCCCGCCCAAGUUCUCCUCGACGCUCGCUUCCUCCGCCUUGCUCGGCUAAAUCAAGAAAAACCCGCCUCAGUGUCCACCAGCGGAACAUUUCUGUGUCGCUUUUCCACAGCGAAGUGUUAAGUGAAAGGCUGAGGCUGCCUACCAGGUAAAAAAAAAAAGAAAAGAAGAGAGAGACUGAAGGACGAGGAAGUGACUGUAAGAUGAAGGGAGGGAAUUCCAUUUUUUUUAAAUUUACAUAUUUAUUUUGUUUUCUUCUAUUUUAUACGUCAGAAAAGUAUGGAUACAUUCAGUCACACUUGACUUAGAACUAGAUGGUCGGGUAUGAAGUGCCAAGCUAACAUAUCCACGCACACACACGCACACACACACACACACACACACACACACGCACGCACACUUACAAUUACUCAAAAUGUAUAAUUUUUAAGAAAUUAGAGGAUUUUGGUGAGACAAACUUUAACAACUGUGAGAUCAUCUUCUCUGCAAAAAAUUUCCUAUAAAAAAAAAAAGGAUCUGUCAGAUCGGCUUCAUUUUUGGCUAGACAUGCCUGGAACAGUAUUUUGCCCUUUUUUAGCAUUUGUUAGCUGCUUAGCACUUUUAUUGUCACGGGAUGGGGCUGGAAUAAGACUUUUAGCGUUUUGGGUAAAUCGCUAAAACAUUUUCGCAAAAAACAAAACAGCUUUCAUACUAUGUAAAUUUUAAGACAUGUUUAUUGUUAAGACAGGCCUGAGAUGACAAAAUAUUUCCAAAUAUUUCCAAGUGAAUAAACUGGAAGUGGGUGGGCUGCUUUGAAUUAAUAAUCAAAACUGGAAGCUGCAUGAUGUGGAAAUGAGUUUUUCUUUUGUGCAUGUAUAGAUGAACGCGUUUGGAACGAAUAAUCUUGUUUACACAUGGAUGCUGAUGUGGAUAGUAAUCAUCUGCACAAAAUGGAUGUUGCCAAAUGGUUGGUCUCCACAUGAACUUAACUGCAGUACAAUGCGUGUCAUAAUAUUAACCGCCACAUACGCGUUUUUUUUUUUUUUCUUCAAUAUUUUGUGUAUAUAUAUAUUUGUUAAACGCACUUCUGUCUCUGUAUAGUUUGACUCCUUUAUGCUUUGGUUUGGAAAUGCUUCGUCUUGAGUUUGCGUGUGUGUGGGAUAUCAAAUAUUUACUGUAUUAUGAUAUAGUAUUUAAGAUUUUUGUUCUUCUGUUUUUCUGCAUGCUGCGGGACUGUUGGAAACUUGAUACAACUAUAUGAACUUGAAAUACUGUUUAAAUAAACUGAAUGGUUAAAAUGA